AUGUCUGCUCAGACCGACAAAAUUGAAGCAAGCUCUCAUUCUGGUGGUGCCGAGCACCAUGACAAUGAUGUCGAUUUCAAGCAUGAGCCCGUCGUGCUCAAGUCAGACCACGAUGAACUAGGCCUCUGGGCUACUGCGGUAUUCAUCUGCAACUUGAUUGCUAUCGCAGCCGCAGCCGAUGGCUACCAGUACAAGUUGAACGGAAAUAUCAUUGCUAACAAGGGCUUCGUUAACCGCAUCGGCUUUCUCAAUGCUGCCGGUACAAAGCACGUACUCAACGCCCAGCACACGGCGCUCUGGGGCGCCAUACAGUCCCUCGGUCAGCUCGUGGGCAUGCUCUUCCUCAACCCCGUGUCGGAUCGCAUCGGCCGCAAGAUGACCAUGUACGUCCUCUGGGUCGUUCUCGCAGGUUCCCUCACGCUCGAGACGCUGGUCCGCGACUGGCGAGACUGGUCAGGCGCCAAAAUCCUCGCGGGCGUCGGCGUAGGCGCCCUGCAGUCGACGCUGCCCAUCUACAUUGCCGAGUGGUCGCCGUCGAACAUUCGCGGGGCCAUGGUCCUCACGUACAGCUUUUGGAACACGAUUGGCAAGUUCCUGGCGCCGCUGACGCUCCUCAUCUGCGAGAACGCCAACCCACAGGAGUACAAGAUUCCCAUCGUCACGCAAUGGGGAUUCCUCGGCAUCAUGCUGCCCAUCUUCCUCUGGUUGCCCGAGACGGCCCAUUACUAUGCCGAGCGCGAUCUCGACGAGAAGGGUCGCGCAUCUCUCGACCGCGUCAACGGUCAGGUGCCCGCCUACGAUGUCGACGCCGAGUACGCCAUCAUCAAGAACCUCGAUCCUCGAGCAGCGGCGACGACGCCACGAGCUGGAGGAAGACGACGGCAGCAGCCGAAAGGGGCCGGCUUCGCGAUCCGUUCUCAUCACGACGGUGCUGACCGUCAUCGCGCUCGUGACGUCCGUGGCCCUGAUGCUGUGGACGGACCGGUUCGGGCGCCGCUCGUCGUGUUCGCGGCGGCCUGCGUCUCGACGCUGACCAUGCUCGUCGUCGCCGCCAUCGGCCUCGCGCCGACGUCGCCACCGCUGCGCAGCUUCUGCAUCUUCGUCGCGUGCGUGUGGUCCUUUUUCAACAACGCCCUCGGCUCGCUCGGCUGGGCGUUUGUCGGCGAGAUUGCGUCGCAGAAGUUGCGUGCGCGCACGGCCGGGCUGGCGGCCGGCUUGUCGGUCGUUUUCGGCUUGACCUUCAACACGGCGCUGCCGGUCAUGCUGGACACGGAGGGGGCGAACAUGGGGUACAAGACGGGAUGGCUGUUCUUCGGCGUCGGUGCCGUGACCUGCGUCGUCGUGUGGUUCUUUGUGCCGGAGCCGUCGCGGCGGAAUAAUGCUGAGAUGGACGAGAUGUACGAGAAGGGCGUGCCGGCUUGGAAGAUGAAGGAUUACGUGACUGAUGUGCAAUUGGUCCAAAGGCAGGCGAGGGGACGUCACGAGGAGGUCGCUUGA
Molecule: messenger RNA, 1497 nt
Organism: Verticillium alfalfae VaMs.102
Lineage: Eukaryota; Fungi; Ascomycota; Sordariomycetes; Glomerellales; Plectosphaerellaceae
Product: sugar transporter
Exons: 4
Coding region: 1-1497 (498 amino acids)
Biological process (GO): transmembrane transport; carbohydrate transport
Cellular component (GO): membrane
Molecular function (GO): carbohydrate:proton symporter activity
Source: RefSeq, a predicted model, not a curated record